Molecule: messenger RNA, 474 nt
Organism: Heterobasidion irregulare TC 32-1
Lineage: Eukaryota; Fungi; Basidiomycota; Agaricomycetes; Russulales; Bondarzewiaceae
Exons: 3
Coding region: 1-474 (157 amino acids)
Source: RefSeq, a predicted model, not a curated record
AUGGUGGCGACAAAGACCAAGCGUGGAGCAGAAGACCUCGAUAAAGCAGCGGGCAGUAAAUCCAAAAAAGCGAAGCGUGAUGACGACGAAGAGGACUUUGAAGGCCAUCAGUCGUCGGACAGCGGCGUGAAUGCAGACGAGCUCGCCGCUCUUGACCAGACCAAUGUGAUCAGUACCGGGCGAAGAACGCGUGGAAUUCGGGUCGACUAUACUAAAGUCCAGCAGUUGCCCGGCGAUGAUGAUGAUGACGAUGACGAAGAGGAGGAGGAGAAGCCGAAAAGAAAAAAGAAACCGAGUGCUAAAAGCCCGAAGGCCCCCACAAAGGCAAAGUCUAAACCCGCCCCCGGCUCUUCCAAACCCCCUUCUUCCAAAGCAUCCACAGGAUCCAAGACCAGGGCAACCAAGAAAAAAGUGGUGAAGGAAAGUAGCGAAGAGGAAGAGGCGAAGUCGGGUGGGGAGGGCGACGAAGACUGA